AUGGCCGAAAACAUUGUCGAUUAUGAAAAUUUAAAAAUUUUGGGUGAUUCGUUUUUAAAAUUUUCCUGUUCGUUUUUUCUAUUCAAAACUUAUCCAUCUCUUCACGAAGGGAUUUUAACAAACGUCAAAGGGAAAUUAGUCGGAAAUAAAAAUCUAUUAGAUUGCGGCGUUGCCAAAAAUCUACCAAAUUUUAUUAACACGAAUGAUUUUUCACCUAAUUUCGAUUGGAAUCCACCUUUAUUCAGUACACCGGAAGUAUUAUUAAAUUAUAUCGUUUCAAAAAAUAUGGAUCCGUCAAUUAUAUCCCGUUUGGAAAUACCACAAAAAGAAUGUCUCACUGGUAUUUUAUCGGAGGAAACAAUCGAAUCCAAUAGAAAACUAAUAGACGAAGAAGGUGUAAAAAAACUGGGUUUGGUAAAGAGUCCAUUUUUAAAUACCGAAUUAAUGAGCGAUAAAACGAUAUCCGACGUUGUCGAAGCUCUCAUCGGAGUUUAUUUAUUGAACGGUGGAUUAGCGGGCGGUUUUAAAAUACUCAAUUGGUUUGGUAUUUUACCGGAGAGUAAUGGAACCUACGAAGAAAUAAUGAAAAAACCCGUUCGAGUUAACGAUGUAAAUGAUGAAGAGUCCGCCGUUAUGACGAUACUCGGUGACGUUUUUUACACGGAUCUGGAAGAAACUUUGGGAUACACUUUUAAAAGAAAGGAAUUAUUAUUGGAAGCCAUAACUCAUCCUUCGUACGUGAGAAAUCGAUUAACUCCCUGUUAUCAAAGACUCGAAUUUUUAGGGGAUGCAAUUUUAGAUUUUCUGGUGACUGUUUACAUUCAAGAAAAUUUCAAAGAUAUGAAUCCGGGAUUGAUAACGGAUAUACGUUCAGCUUUGGUUAACAAUUCGACUUUGGCUUGCCUUUCCGUUAAAUACGAUUUUCACAAAUAUUUAUUAUACACGAGUUCGCCAUUGAAUAAAUGCAUUGAAAAUUUUGUUAAAAUACAAAUAUCGAAUAAUCACGCGGUUAACGAACAAGCUUUAAUUACGUUGGAAGAAAAUGAUGCCAUCAUGGCUGAAUCAGUGACCGUGCCAAAAGCUCUCGGUGAUAUUUUCGAAUCACUCGCGGGCGCCAUUUUUAUCGAUAGCGAAAAUUCAUUAGAAACGGUUUGGAACGUUUUUUAUAAGAUAAUGAAAAAGGAAUUGGAUGAAUUCACGGUGAAUCCUCCGAAGACGGCCGUACGAGUUUUACACGAAAUAUGCGGUGAAAAACCAUUUUUCGAGACUACGGUUUAUGAAAAAGUUGUAUCCGUUAAAUGUUCAAUUUAUUAUAAGGAUGAGGAAAUUGUCGCUCACGGAUUUGGUGAUAAUAAAAAAGAUGCGAAAAAAAGUGCUUGCAAAAUGGCGUUGAAACAAAUUUUCGAUGGAAAUUAA
Pediculus humanus corporis (human body louse) is the source of this 1416-nucleotide messenger RNA. RefSeq names its product dicer-1, putative. Gene Ontology annotation, biological process: apoptotic DNA fragmentation; siRNA processing; pre-miRNA processing. NCBI's taxonomy places the organism in Eukaryota, Metazoa, Arthropoda, Insecta, Psocodea, Pediculidae. Gene Ontology annotation, molecular function: ribonuclease III activity; deoxyribonuclease I activity; RNA binding. The transcript has 8 exons. The record is from RefSeq and is a predicted model, not a curated record. Gene Ontology annotation, cellular component: nucleus; cytoplasm; RISC complex. Bases 1 to 1416 code for a protein of 471 amino acids.